AUAAUGCUUUAUGACCACAGUCUGAACCUGAUUGGGUGGCUGUAGUUAAAGGAAGUAAAACACAUGUUGGGUUAUUUUCCAGCGGAAACCAGAGAAAACGCAGGUCGUGUGUCGACAAUGUGAGACAUUCAACUACAAGAUGUAACGAAGAGAUUAUGUGAUAGGUCAAUCGCGCUUCCUGGUUUGUUGGAGUUUCUAGAGAGAAAUAAAGUUAGCGUGUCAUCCAUCGGAUCAAACAACGCUGCAAACAGACAGAAAUGGAUCAUCCACACCCGCAGGACCCACAGCAAAGCAAGAGCUCCAUGUUGAGACACAGGGAACAAAGUGAUGAGUCUUUAGAUAAGAGGCCUAUGGACGGCUCUUCGUCUUCCACUCCGGAUAAGAACAGGCUGAUCAGAAGGGUGCGAAGUCCAUCCCGACCGAGGGCAUGGCUGUCCAAUUCUUACAAACAGAAGUUUGGAGGGCGAUUCUACAAACCUCGGGAUGACCCAUCAUUCUCCAAACCUGGCUUUGCCAACCAGAGGUACCACCACUUUAAUCCCCGGGGUUCCUUCCACCGGAAAGAUCAUUUCCAGCCUAAACCUUACCCCAUCGCACUGAGGGAGAGGAAACGGAUGGAGAAGGAGCGGUACCAGCAGAGGGAAAGCGCUGAUGGAAGUUCACCUUCAAAACAAAACAACACUACCAGAUCUUUCUUACCAAGAUCCACCUCCAGCAGAGACAAGGACAUGCAGUUUAUUUGUCAGAACGACAGGAGCCAAAGCAGGGAGAGAGAUCACAGGGGGAGUAAAAGCAAAGAAAGAGAACGAAGCAGAGACGAGGAGCUCCCUUCAACUGCGAGCCAGAUGGCGACACGAGACAGAGCCAUCCAACAGAAGAGGAAGGAGAUAGAUGAGGUGUACUUUCAGGAAUGUGAAAUGUUUGGCCUCGUGGCAAAGAUGCUGAUAGCAAAGGAUCGGACCCUGGAGCAGCCCAUCCAGUCCGCACUGCAGGAGAACCUUAGGGACAUCGGCAAGCGCUGUGUGGAGGGCAUGGAGAAAUUUAUAGAGGAGUAUGACUCCAGGGAGUCUCACUAAUCAGUCACACAUUCUUCCUAGCAUUGAGCCUACUGUUGAGAAUAUUUUUUUAUGCGAUUGAAAGCCACUUUUGUUGUUUUAUUUUGCCAGUAGAAGUAAUAAGUUGGUACAUUCUUGUCUCCUGUUUCGACAAAGUCCUAUUUCUGUGCUCGGCCUUAUGAUAAGCAGGACUGGUGAAAAGUAAACUGUGAUUGUGAUUUAGACAUUUGAUUUUGAGAAUGUGAUGUUUUUUGAUGAAUAAAUACACUGGUUGUAUUGCUUCAAGUGUCCUUACGAAGAAACAUUUUUUUGUUUAACUUGCUUUUCAAUUAUUUUUAUUUUAUUUACAGCAUAUUAAAGAUGUGGUUUAAAAAUA
Messenger RNA from Cottoperca gobio, 1431 nucleotides. Its product is annotated as periphilin-1-like. Gene Ontology annotation, biological process: protein localization to heterochromatin; negative regulation of gene expression, epigenetic; negative regulation of DNA-templated transcription. The transcript is spliced from 8 exons. Gene Ontology annotation, cellular component: nucleoplasm. Bases 258 to 1076 code for a protein of 272 amino acids. The record is from RefSeq and is a predicted model, not a curated record. Lineage: Eukaryota; Metazoa; Chordata; Actinopteri; Perciformes; Bovichtidae.